AUGGAUAUAAAAAUUCAAAAUGAAUUAGAUUUAUUGUAUGAAAUGUUUCCUGAUGAAUUUAAAGUUAUUAAUGAGUUAGAUCAAUGUACAAUUGUUUUUAUCAUUACUCCUGGAAUAGGAUUUAAUAAACCAGUGAAUAAGUUUAUACAGUUCAACUUGAAAAUGGUAUUAACUUCUAAGUAUCCAACAGAAUCGCCAGUAAUUACUAUAGAAUGUGUUCAUGGUUUAAAAGAGAAAGAUAUUUUAAAAUUAUCAUCACUCUUAAAAGAACUAAUUUUGGAAAGAAAAGGUGAUCCAAUUCUUUUUGACCUUGUAGACUUUUGUCGUGAUUAUAUUGCUAAUAACAUUCCAACUGUUGAAUGUGCAAUCUGUUUAAAUAAUUUUCAUAAUGAAUCAAAUGUCUACUGUACAACCAACUUUCAUUAUUUUCAUACUUAUUGUAUUGGAGAAUAUAUGAAUCUAAAACAAACAGAUUAUGAAAAAGAACUUAUGGAAAUGAAAAUAAAAUGUCCAUAUCAUGAAUUUCCUCCACUUGAAAUACCAUGUCCUUUAUGUCGUACCGAAUCUUUGCCGUUCAAUGAAGACCUUGUAAAAUUGUCAUAUUCGCGAAAGAAUUGUGAUACUUCAGUGUAG
Molecule: messenger RNA, 633 nt
Organism: Heterobilharzia americana
Lineage: Eukaryota; Metazoa; Platyhelminthes; Trematoda; Strigeidida; Schistosomatidae
Source: the annotation of a GenBank genome assembly